AUGGACGCUUACUUUAGUCAAUUUCCUCUUGAUUUUGAAAGUAUAGGAUCUGCAUUUGUCAAUGCUUACUAUGGAAAGCUUCAACAAAAUCGCACGGACGUUGCAGAUAUGUAUCAUGAUUGCGCUUUAAUGUCCUAUGAGGGCUUAAAGAUACAAGGGAAACAAAAUAUUCUAAAACACAUUGAAAGUUUAUCCUGGAAAACCAUUAAAGUAGAAGUGAGUACGUGUGAUUUCCAACCGGUCGACAACGGCUACCUUGUAUUUGUUAAUGGCAAGCUGAAGGUUGAUGGUGCUGAAAAGGAUUUACCGUUCUCGGAAUUUUUCCUCCUGAAGAGGAUGAAUAAUGCGGUUCUUAUCCUUCACUCCAUAUUCCGGCUGAAUUUGCACAAUUUCUAA
This is a messenger RNA of Rodentolepis nana, 396 nucleotides long. Lineage: Eukaryota; Metazoa; Platyhelminthes; Cestoda; Cyclophyllidea; Hymenolepididae. The record is from the annotation of a GenBank genome assembly.